AUGUCAGGCCAGUCAAAUGUAGGAAACAGCGGCGUCUACGAAGCCGGUGACCAGCGCAACCCACCAGACAGCGAGAAGCCCGAAAACCAAUCCACGCCCUAUGAGGAAGGAAAAGAGAACAGCCACAAGGACAAUGACCCCAAGGACGAGCGCAGCAUUGCGAACCGUCUAGCACAAGCAGACCCUCAGAAUGACGACGAAUCCGGAAAGGACAAGACUGAGGAGCAGAAGGCUGGCGAGGUCGACCCCACCGCACCCGCGAGAAUGCACGGCAAUGAGCCCUCGCGCGGUGCCAAGAUUGACAAACAGCUCCAAGAUGAGGAGGCCGAGAUUAUUAGGAAGAUGGACGAGAAGAAGAAGCAGAAGAGUUAG
Exophiala bonariae is the source of this 372-nucleotide messenger RNA. RefSeq lists its product as uncharacterized. The transcript has 2 exons. Lineage: Eukaryota; Fungi; Ascomycota; Eurotiomycetes; Chaetothyriales; Herpotrichiellaceae. The coding region runs from base 1 to 372 and encodes 123 amino acids. The record is from RefSeq and is a predicted model, not a curated record.